Messenger RNA from Dichomitus squalens LYAD-421 SS1, 1053 nucleotides. RefSeq names its product NAD(P)-binding protein. Lineage: Eukaryota; Fungi; Basidiomycota; Agaricomycetes; Polyporales; Polyporaceae. Bases 1 to 1053 code for a protein of 350 amino acids. The record is from RefSeq and is a predicted model, not a curated record. The transcript has 5 exons.
AUGUCUUUUAAGAUUCCAAUCCUUUACAUUGGAGCUACAGGAUACAUUGGCGGCAGUGCCCUCCAGGCCAUCCUUGCGCACCCGAAGGCGAACACUUUCGAGAUCACCGCCCUGGUUCGAUCUGAAGCGAAGGCGAAGGUACUCGAGAGUGCACUGGGCAUCAAGACAGUCAUCGGAUCCAUCCAGGACCAUGCCUUCCUGACCGAGAACGUGGAGAAGGCGGACGUUGUUAUCCAGCAGGCAAACGCAGACGACAUGGAGGUCACGAAAGCUGUACUAGCCGGUCUGAAGAGGAAAUUUGAGAAGACAGGCAAGAAGCCCAUUCUCAUCCACACCUCUGGCACUGGAAUCCUGAUUGACAAUGCGCGCGGCGAGUACGCCUCACCCACAAUAACCUCUGACCUCGACGCCGCUGCGAUCGAGAAGAUCUCCGCAAUCUACCGUCACGCAGUCGACUUGCUCGUGAGCUCAGCGGACGUCGAAGGAUAUGCGACGACGUACAUCGUUGUCCCCGGGAUUGUCUACGGACGUCCUAAAGGCCCGCUUUUUGACGGCGCCGAGCCGAUCGCCAACACGCAAACCGUCGUCGUGCCGAGGUACACCGAGGCCAUUGCUCAGAGGGGGCGCCCGGGCAUCGUUGGAAAGGGCGCGAACAUAUGGGCAUACGUCCACGUUGACGACAACGCGGACGCGUACGUACGCGUGUUAGAUGCCGCCCUUUACGACCCCGCGCGGAUCUCACACGGGCGUGAAGGCUUCUUCUUUGUCGAGAGUAGCGAACAUAGUGCAUACGAACUGGUCAAGCUAAUCGCAGAGGCCCUGGUCGAACUCGGCGUGAUCACUGAUGCUGAGCCGGACGUGUACACUGCGGAAGAGCGCUUGAAGUACUUCGGGAGCGAGGUCAUAGUGAGUAUAUUCUUCGCCAACGCGCGCUGUACCGCGGACAGGAUCCGGAAGGAGCUGGGCUGGGCGCCGAAGCACACCACGGAGGACUUCGUGCAGCACAUCAAGGAAGAUGUUGAAGUGGCUCUGAAGAAGCUGAAGGCGCAGUAG